AUGCAGUCCGUUGUAGCUCAUAUUCAAGAGAAUGAUGUCGUAAACCCAACCCUUAUCCUUCUAGAGGAAAGGAACCGUCAAAAGAACAUUAAUCCCAAUGCGAGAUGGUAUGUAUGCUCUGAUAUUUACCUCUAUAUUUCCCGAAACCUUUUGACCAAUUGCUCCCGAGAGGUGAGCACGACGAAAAUGUGUCCUUUUACACAAUGGCCACGAGGAUCUGUUGAUGAAUUUGUCACACAUAAUGGUGUCAUUCAACCUUAGUCAACGAUCAAAACUGUACCUUUUCUUUUUCGUGUUAACACAGUUGACGUCGGAUGAUCAUAGUAGGGAGCUUAAGCAACCAUGACAACGACGCCGACGCGAAAGUUUAUUUGUGUGUUCGUGAGUGUGUAAUUUAUGAGCUUUUAUUAUUUGUUUUCCCACCUAAAUAGUGAAUACAAAACAAAAACAAGUCAAAAAGUUAACAAAUUACUCAAAAACAGUACAAAACACAAAGUAUCCAAACAAAUUUUGAUGUACGCUAUUUAGAUAACAACCACAAAAAAAAUACAAAUUAACAUAGAAAACAUUCACAAUGCCAUCAAAAAGAGAAAAGGAAAAAAAUACAAUGGUCGAGACAUUAGUGUUACAUGCAAACUAUCAUUAAUUAUAAACUUAUGUAAAGUGAAACUCAUAUGCGGGACACCCCUUCUACGAGCUUACAAAUGGCAAAAAUUUCUUCCAUUUCUUAAAAUGUGUGCUAACGCGAAAGUUAAUAACAAGCAAAACGACACUCUGCGCAUGCGUCACACUUCUUGGUACAUUGCUUUGAAGUCCACUGCAGGACUGCGACGUGAGAUUUCCUAAUGCGACUUGAUUUAUCCAGGACGUGAAUCCACGACGAUGAAUUUUCCAGGGUGCGCACCGUCUUGAAAAGUCCUUUAAUUUUAGGGGAAGGCCUUAAAAAGUCCUUGAAUUCCAUUUUUCCUUGAAAAGUCCUUAAAUUUCUGUGCAAGUCCUUGAAAGGUCCUUGAAUUUUCUUCAACUUUGAAUGUAGUGGCCUGAAAAGAAUUUUUUGAUGCUUUUUGUUUGUGUGUAAGACAGAAUAUUAAUCAUAGCUCAGAGAAUUUAAACUUUAUGCAAUAAUUAACUAUAAGUUAAAGGCAAGUGAACUGAAAAAUGUAGAGAAGUUGGUGAAGCCAACCGUUUAUGCCUUAGUCUUAUUAGAAUAGACUGGGAAUGUGCAUUUUUAUACAAUCUGUGAAAUUAAAUUCCUAGCAGGUGGUCCUUGAAAAUCUAAUUUGGUUCUUGAAAAGUCCUUGAAAUGUCCUUAAAAAAUGGUUUAAUUUUUUUGUAUGAACCCUGUUUUCCUUUCUCUUUUUAUUAACUCGGAUAUGGUCCAGCCCAAGCACUCAACUCCCUGAAAAUUCGUGCACAUUUGACAAAUUAAGCGAUAAAAUUUGAAAGAACGGAAAUUCAUUUUUAGAGACAUUAUCAUUGUCGCCGUCCUCAUCGUUGUCUAAGCUCCCUCAUCUGACCUCACUGGCAUUCAAAGUAUUGGAAAGAAAACACCAUUAUUGUUAAUCAGGUGGUCUAGAUGGAAAAUUUAGCAGGUAAGCCGUAAAAAGCUGUAUAGAUUCAAAAUAUUUGAAGAGAAAAACGCAAUUAUUCCUAUUCGGGUGGACUAGGUGGAAAAUGUGGUAGGGAAACCUAAUGAAGCUGUGAAGCUUACAUUAUAGACAAGAAAACACGAAAUGAGUUUUAAUUUGGUGGUCUGGUGGGUUUGGUUUAGCUUUGGACCAGCUUUUCCAUUCUCAAAAUGGCCAAUUUAUGUUUGCGUACAGUGAUUAGGUAGCCAGGCGUUUUACAUCCUUUUGUCGUUUUCAUUUGUAGGAGUGUGUAUAGAGAGUUACUUUUCUUAUCGCUGACAGCUUGUGGAACCGAAAACAUUGACGUCGGUAAGGGUUUAAAAAAUCGACUUAUUUGUCCUGUUUCUAAAUGUCUUUUCUUUCUUCACUGAGUAGCACUACUCAGCAGUAAGAUUUGGCAGCGUCAAGUUAUAUUAAAGGGGAAAACGCCUCAUCCGGUUGACGUGUGUCACUGAAAAACACCUUUGCUUAAACUCCCUACAAUUUCACCUAAAGUACUGUCAAUACUCUGUUAUAACCUGUGAUCAGGCGAUUUUUUCCCCGUCCCCAAAAAAUCGCCUGAUCGCAGGUCAGCUAUGUUAGCACUCUGCAAUUAUUACCUGGUUUAGUUAUUAAGGUAAUUGCGUUGUUGGUUUGUUUUGUCUUAAGAUGCCUUCGACAAAGAGUACAGACGUGCGUAUAAGCGUAUCCUAGAGUCAAAGAACCACUCAGAUCUACUUUGCCCAGAGGAUAGAUACCCACCGGCCAGAGCCGUGUACUGCAGGCGCACAUUUGACUCUCCUACCCUCCAACCCAAGCUACCACAGUACCUCGUCAGCUCGUUCACGUGA
This is a messenger RNA of Porites evermanni, 2458 nucleotides long. The record is from the annotation of a GenBank genome assembly. NCBI's taxonomy places the organism in Eukaryota, Metazoa, Cnidaria, Anthozoa, Scleractinia, Poritidae.